Molecule: messenger RNA, 3195 nt
Organism: Rubroshorea leprosula
Lineage: Eukaryota; Viridiplantae; Streptophyta; Magnoliopsida; Malvales; Dipterocarpaceae
Source: the annotation of a GenBank genome assembly
AUAUUACCGUAUGUGACAUUUCCCUUCUCUGAAUUUCAUCAGACAAGCACAAACACUCAUGAGUAAUCUCAAACUUGGAGUAGAGGUGGUUGGUGCCCAUGACCUUCUGUCCAAAGAUGCGCAGGGCUCAUCCAGUCCCUUUGUGGAACUCCAUUUUGAUGGUCAGAGAUUCCGCACCACUACCAAAGUCAAUGACCCUAAUCCUGUUUGGAAUGAAAGUUUCUACUUCAACAUUUCUGAUCCAAACAACUUAUCCAACCUCAAUCUUGAAGCCUUUGUCUAUAACCAUAACAAAGCUACCAACUCCAAACCAUGCCUUGGAAAGGUUCGCCUCACUGGUACUUCAUUUGUCCCGUACUCUGAUGCAAUUGUUUUGCACUACCCUCUGGAGAAACGAACCAUAUUCUCUCGUGCAAAAGGAGAGCUUAGUUUGAAAGUAUUUGUUACUGAUGACCCUUCAAUUAGAGCCUCAAAUCCUCUUCCUGCAGUGGAAACAUCUAUGCAAGUGGAUUCACAGUCAAAGCAUUCUGAGAAAAGAGAGAAGAGACGCACAUUUCGUCAUCUCCCAACCAUCAGUGGUUCAAAACAGCAGCAGCAGCAACAAUUUUCCUCAGCACAAGUCCAGAAAACAGUAAAUUAUGGGGUUCAGGGGAUGAAAUCCAUACCACAGCAUUCAAGAAAUUUUCCCAUGUUCCCAGGUUUAUCAUCACAGCCACUAGAUUAUGCAUUGAAAGAGACCAGUCCCUUUCUUGGAGGGGGGCAGGUUGUUGGUGGACGUGUCAUAAGAGGAGACAGGCCAACCAGCACCUAUGAUCUUGUUGAGGAGAUGCAGUACCUUUUUGUGAGAGUUGUAAAGGCCCGAGACCUUCCUUCUAAAGGUGUGACAGGGAGCCUUGAUCCUUAUGUUGAGGUAAAAGUUGGGAACUACAAAGGAAUCACAAAGCACUAUGGGAAGACACAAGACCCUGAGUGGAAUGAGGUUUUUGCCUUUGCGAGAGACACGGUGCAGUCCUCUGUGCUGGAAGUUGUCGUCAAGGAUAAGAAUCUAUUGAAAGAUGAUUUUUCUGGGAUAUUGCGGUUUGAUCUCAAUGAGAUUCCCACAAGGGUUCCACCUGAUAGUCCAUUGGCUCCAGAAUGGCAUCGUCUAGAAGACAAGAAGGGAGAGAAAAAGCAUGGAGAAUUAAUGCUGGCUGUUUGGUAUGGCACACAAGCUGAUGAGGCAUUUCCUGAUGCCUGGCACUCAGAUGCUAUUGCUCCUGGUGAUACUUCAUUUGCCUCUGCACAUAUCCGGUCAAAAGUAUAUCAUUCUCCAAGAUUGUGGUAUGUCCGCGUUUCUGUGAUUGAGGCACAAGACUUGAUUACAGGAGACAAGAGCAAGUUUCCAGAUGCUUAUGUUAAGGUUCAGAUUGGUAGCCAGCUCUUAAAGACAAAAGUAGUUCAAACUCGUACUUUGAACCCAGUCUGGAAUGAGGAGUUGAUGUUUGUUGCUGCUGAACCUUUCGAAGAACAUCUGAUCCUUUCAGUUGAAGAUCGCUCUGGCUCCAACAAAGAUGAGGCAAUUGGGAGGGUUGUUAUACCAUUAAACACUGUUGAAAGGCGUGCUGAUGAUAAAAUUGUUCAUAGUCGUUGGUACCAUCUUGACAAGUCUUUGUCAGCUGCCAUGGAUGGAGAGAGUGCAAAGAAAGAUAAAUUCUCUAGCAGAAUCCAUGUUCGUGUCUGCCUCGAUGGAGGGUACCAUGUGCUUGACGAGUCAACACAUUACAGCAGUGAUCUCAGGCCAACUGCAAGGCAGCUCUGGAAGCCACCUGUUGGUAUUUUAGAGCUUGGAAUCCUGAAUGCUGAUGGACUUCAUCCUAUGAAAACAAGAGAUGGAAAAGGUACCUCAGAUACGUACUGUGUAGCUAAGUAUGGCCAAAAAUGGAUUCGAACUCGAACCAUUAUCAAUAGUCUGAGUCCAAAAUACAACGAGCAGUACACAUGGGAGGUCUACGAUCCGGCUACUGUUCUUACUGUUGGGGUGUUUGAUGACAGCCAGAUUGAUGGUUCAAGUGGUAACAAAGAAAUGAACAUUGGAAAGGUCAGGAUCCGUAUAUCUACUCUUGAAGCUGGUCGUGUUUAUACGCACUCUUAUCCACUGCUAGUCCUUAAUCGCUCUGGAGUCAAGAAGAUGGGUGAGCUACAUUUGGCGAUAAGAUUUUCAUAUACCUCAUGGACAAACACAAUGUUUCAAUAUUCACGGCCUCUUCUACCAAAGAUGCACUAUAUUAGGCCAUUGCCUGUGCUACAACAGGAUAUGCUGCGACACCAGGCUGUCAAUAUUGUGGCAGCACGGCUCAGUAGAGCAGAACCUCCUUUGAGGAAGGAAGUAGUUGAAUACAUGUCUGAUGCAAACUCUCAUCUCUGGAGCAUGAGGCGCAGCAAGGCUAACUUUUUCCGCCUGAUGUCUGUUUUCUCAGGAGUAUUUACUCUUGCUAAAUGGUUUGGGGAGGUAAGCAUGUGGAAAAACCCCAUCACAACAGGAUUGGUGCAUGUUCUCUUUGUCAUGCUUGUCUGUUUCCCAGAAUUGAUUUUACCAACAGUAUUUCUAUACAUGUUCGCGAUUGGGGUUUGGAAUUAUCGGUUUAGAGCAAGAUACCCUCCUCACAUGGAUACAAGAAUCUCUCAUGCAGAUAUGGUUCACCCUGAUGAACUUGAUGAGGAAUUUGACACUUUUCCUACUUCAAGAAGCUCAGAUAUUGUUCGGAUGAGGUAUGAUCGGUUAAGGAGUUUGGCUGGGAGGAUUCAAACUGUUGUUGGUGACAUGGCUACCCAGGGGGAAAGGGUUCUGGCACUAUUAAGCUGGCGGGAUCCUCGUGCUACAACUAUAUUUUUGGCACUCUGUCUUCUGGCCGCUGCUGUGUUGUAUGUAACUCCUUUCCAGGUGCUUGCACUUCUGGGUGGCUUUUACACUAUGAGACAUCCCAGGUUCCGUCACAGGACACCCCCAGCGGCAAUUAAUUUCUUCCGGCGCCUACCUGCCAGGACAGAUAGUAUGCUGUGAAGAUAAAGGUUUUGUGCAUCCAUGUUUGUAAAGCUUUGGUUUUUAUUUCUUUGUUGGCUGUUCCUUCAUCGUUGGUGAUUGAUGCUGAUACAAGUCUAUGUAUGCUUUGCAAUCAAGAUUAUAUAAGUUUAAUUUCAAGGAUCAAUUUUAGAUAG